Lucilia sericata (common green bottle fly) is the source of this 899-nucleotide messenger RNA. RefSeq names its product protein anon-73B1. The transcript is spliced from 2 exons. Gene Ontology annotation, cellular component: membrane. Bases 175 to 426 code for a protein of 83 amino acids. NCBI's taxonomy places the organism in Eukaryota, Metazoa, Arthropoda, Insecta, Diptera, Calliphoridae. The record is from RefSeq and is a predicted model, not a curated record.
UUGUAAACAACUAUAUAUUUUUCUGUUUAUUGCUAAAUACAUACCGUAAUAAUCAAAAUAAACAAAUUUUGUGAAAUUUAAUAAAUUGAAAUUGUUUGAGUUUUUAUAUAUUUUGCAUUUAUAAAUAAAUAAAUUAACUAAACUCCGAAAAAACUUUAACUAAAUACGUAAAAAAUGACUACAACACCAAAUCCUUUGGAUAAAUAUGUUGAAGAUGAUGUCUUCAGUACCAUCUUAAGAUGGAGUUUGUAUUUUGGAGCCUUUUUCCAAUUGGCCUGCAUAAUGGCUUCCAUAUUUAUGAGCUCUCAGGGCAAUAAAAAAGAUGGUGAUACUUUGGAGGAUUCUAAAUCGAUUGGUUGUGAUGCUCAACCCAACAAUCGCCGUCUGCAUAAAUUGCGAAAACAGGAGAAAAAGAAAAGACGUUAGGAAAAAAUAUAAAGAUAAUUUAACCUUCCACUGGUGUGAUUUUAAUACUCGAAAUAACAAGUUAACAGCAAAGGGGACUUUACGGUUUUGUUUAAAGAUACCUAUAUCAUUAAUGGCUCUAAUCUAAAAUUAUUAACCGAAGCAUAUCAAAAUGCUAUAUAUCUGAUUAUUAUUUUAGAAGUUCUCUACACUUUACGAAAUUGUCAAAUCCUUUUUGCUGUUUACUUUUAACUAUUAUAAAUUUAUGUUUUUAACGUUAUUAAUUUAUUAACUUCCUAAUACUAAGUAUAAAAGUGCAUGUAUCUUAAACAUAAUUUUAAAGCAAUAGUUUUAAUUGAAAAUUACAUGAGUUAAAAUAUUUCCAAAUUUUUAACACAUCCAAACAUGAUGUUCAUGUGUAGUACUUACCGAUCAAUAUACAUAUUUAAUUACAACAAAUAAAAGACAAUAAUUAUUGUCCAAAAAUUUAACAA